This is a messenger RNA of Owenia fusiformis, 389 nucleotides long. Lineage: Eukaryota; Metazoa; Annelida; Polychaeta; Sabellida; Oweniidae. The record is from the annotation of a GenBank genome assembly.
UUCGUCGUGAGAAAUACAAGUAAAGACAACACAAAAUUUUUCGUGUCAUUGUUGGAUUUAUUACACCGAUCUGGACUAACACAGUGUAUCAUUGGACAUAAGAGUAUAAUGUAUACUCAAUACUUUAUCUUGGUGCUCUGUUUAUUAUUAUUAGGUGGCUCCAAUUCAGCAAAAUCGCGAGACAGGGACAAUGGAUGGGAAAAAAGUAACACAAUGUCCAGGGAGAAGGGAGAGCACCAUAAAGAAGUGAAAAAACAAGAAAUUUGGAUUGAUGAUGAGGAUGAGGGAAGUGGGCCAGAUGAUAGAGUAGAUCCUACCACAGAUGACGAGGACAUGUGGGAUGAAGAUGGUCCUUCAGGUCAUGGUAUGAAUGAUGAUGAAGAAGGAGA